AUGAGGUCGGGGGAGGGCGAGGGCUCGGAGCUGGCGGAGUUCGGGGCGCGCUGGCCGCCGCCUUACGCGCAGGGCUACGGCUGGCCGCGCUCCGCAACCCCUCAGCACCCGCCCGCCCACCACCUCGCGCGCCACUCGCGCUCACAGCAGGACAACCGGCACACGAGCUACGAGGCUGAGGAUGCGAGGGGGCGUGCUCGUGGCGGAGUCUACUACUCCCCGCCGGGGACUUCGUACACCAUCGUGGAGCGCCCGGCGUCCUCACACGGACACCACGCGCCCUACUCCCACCACCAUUAUCCCGGGAAACUCUCGCGUGCACCGUACCUCGGCUCCACCACGAUUGCUAACAGUGCAGGUCCAACGAGCUUAAGGAAUAGCACAAACCACUUAAGCGCAACAAAUGGCAAGAAGCGGCCCAUCUCGCCAGAGCAGGUGCUCCGUCUAUUCGGGCAGGGUGGAGCAGCGGCCUUGGGUAAAGCCCUGCCACCAUCGCACCCACCAUCGCACCCACCCCCGCCGCUGCCCGCACCACUGCCCGCCAGGCGCCACUCUCCUGCGAGUAGUCCCAGCAGCACAACGCACCAUGCGAUAUACCGCGGCGGGGAGCGCGAGAGGCCGUAUUCGUCGGGGGGCGCGCCGCCGGCGUCGGCCGAGCCAGCGACGCGCACAGUCACCAUGAGCCGGGACCCGGCCGACUCCCACGGCUUCGGGAUAUGCGUCAAAGGCGGGAAGGAGGCAGGUGUUGGUGUGUACAUAUCGCGGGUGGAGGAGGGGUCCGUGGCGGAGCGGGCGGGCCUCCGCCCUGGGGAUUCCAUCUUGCAGGUCAACGGCACACCUUUCUCCGGGAUAUCCCACGAGGACGCGCUAAAGAUGCUGAAGUCGUGCAGACAGCUGACGAUGACUGUGCGUACCGCUGGCGCCUUGGUCGGCCGUGCAUCAUGCUCGUGGAUGGACAGAUAUGGGCGCCCCGCGUCGCCGCCACCGCAACGCCCCAUCCGAUCGGCGAGCAAAGAUCGCUCCAUACGCCGGGUUGACUUGUGUAUCGAGCCUGGGCAAUCUCUGGGUCUGAUGAUCAGAGGAGGUUUGGAGUACAACCUUGGCAUCUAUAUCACCGGUGUUGAUAAAGAUUCAGUAGCUGACCGAGCUGGUUUAAUGGUGGGAGAUCAGAUCCUGGAGGUGAACGGGCAGUCGUUUGUCGACGUGACACACGACGAGGCUGUCGCGCAGCUCAAGUACCACAAGCGUAUGUCGCUGUUGGUGCGUGACGUGGGCAAAGUGCCGCACGCGUGCACCGCUUACGGGGAGAGGGACCAGGCACCAAGAAUUAGCGGCUGGGGUAAGAGACGAGGAGCGGCCGCCGUGGCUGUAGAGCAGAAGGCUAAGUCGUUGCUCCCAGCUAGCGACUUGCCGGCACUUGCUUACUACAUGGAGGAAUACGCCGCUAGACGCCUCACACCGGAUGCUUUCCUCACAGUGCUCCGCGAUUUGCUCGACACCCCUCAAAAGUAUACGCUCCUUACCGAAAUACGGGAGUUCAUGCUGCCUGAAGACCGACCACGUUUCGACGAGUUGGUAUACAGGCGGGGUGAGGAAGCAACGGAGCAUCACAUAAAGCGUGGAGGCGAGCGGCACGUGCUGCCUUCCACCACCAUGCACGAGCUGCACGAUCCGGAGGGGCCGUCGGAGGCACCGCUAGUGGUGGACCAUCGCUCUCCCUCCGAGGACUCCGGUCUGGGUCUACCACCACACGACCACGCCUACAGGAGCGGCAGGGCGUGGAGGGCGGCGGACGCGCCACCGCCUGAAGACGACCUGGACCCACCGCACGAGGAAUACGAGGAAGAGGGGCGUCGAUCACGAAGGCAUUCGUCACCGUGCAACUCAAGAGAGGGCAGCACCACGGCUUUGCAUACGCAGCCCUACGAUGACACCGAGUUGGCCCAUAAGUUGUCUCGAAGCUUCGACAUGAAGGAGGAAGGUGGCACCCUGCUGGACGAGCGAGGAGGCAUGCGAAGGCACCAGUCCAUGCAACGCCUCCAACACGGCGAAGCGCAGACGGACGAGAAUCGGGCGGCGCGGGUGGUGCCCGAUCACCAUGGCAACCUACACAUCACCGUCAAGAAAACCAAACCAAUACUCGGAAUCGCCAUAGAAGGCGGCGCGAACACGAAACACCCACUUCCAAGGAUAAUAAACAUACAUGAGCAUGGUGCGGCCUAUGAAGCCGGGGGGCUUGAGGUGGGUCAGCUGAUUUUGGCCGUGGAUGGACACCGAGUGGAGGGCAUGCAGCACCAGGACGUCGCGCGGCUUAUAGCGGAAUCUUUUGCUCAGAGAGAUAAACCUGAAAUUGAGUUUCUCGUCGUCGAAGCGAAGAAAUCCAACUUGGAGCCAAAGCCGACCGCGCUAAUUUUCCUGGAGGCC
Messenger RNA from Iphiclides podalirius (scarce swallowtail), 2424 nucleotides. The record is from the annotation of a GenBank genome assembly. NCBI's taxonomy places the organism in Eukaryota, Metazoa, Arthropoda, Insecta, Lepidoptera, Papilionidae.